GCAAUCAGGCUUUUCAGUUUUUUUAAUUUUCCUUUUCAAGCACUUGAACACAUCACAGAAAACUCCUGAAACAAAGGUCAUCAAAAAAAGUGCUCAUUGUAAAAUGUUGUCCAUGUCUGGAUGCAUCUGUACAAACACCCAGAAUCACCCACCUUAAUCAUACAAGUAAUCAGCAACACUGUUUACAAUCACAGUGGCAGAGAUAACGGAGCUGUUUUUAAAACAUGCCCAGCUCCAUUUUAGUGUUCAGUUAAUGAGGCAGUUUGUCAAUCGACAGAAAAUCAACUGUUUUGAAAAUCAAAUAAUAGUUUUUUUCAUUGUUUUUAAGCAAAAAUACCAAAUAUUUGCAGGUUCCAGCUUUUUAAAUGUGAAGAUUUGAUGCUUUUUCUGUCAUAUAUGAUAGUAAACUGAUUAUCUUUAGUAUGUAGUUUUAUAUUUUCUUUGAUUUUACAGACAUGAUGAUUAAUUGAAAAAAUAAUUGGCAGAUCAAAUGUUAACUUCAGCCCUAGUGUCUAGUGCCUGGAUCUCUGAGGGGGUGACCAGUAUCAUCUGUUAAGGGACCCAGACAUACUAGUUUCAAAUACUUUUUUUUUUUGGAAUGUGCUAACGUAAACUGAAAAAAAAUUAAAAAUAAGAGCAGUGACGUGUUGACGUUUGGAUUUGUAGGGAGAAACUUUAAUAUUUCAUAUAAUGUUUAAAAAAAAAAAAAAACUUGAAAUGGUUAUAAUAUGUAAGUGUAGUUGUACUUGUUGUAUUUUUUAUGUUUCCAGUAGAAAUCAUACAUGUCACAUGUCAUGACACAUGAGGAAGCCAACACUGGGUUCUCAUGAUGUCGUCACAUUCUGAACCCAGUUAUGAUGUCAUACAGAACUGAAGUUCUCUUGCCUUUCAAUAACAUUUAUUCAGCAUCAAAGGCAAGAGACCUUCAGUUCACACCUGACCCCUGACAGAGACGCAUCUCUUCGUGGAUACAGUGACAGAACGACAUCAAGUACGACAUUUCAACCACUAGUUACGUUAUUUGAACUUCUACUACACACACUCUGACAAUCCCUUGUGGAUUCAAAGAAGGAAAACCAGGAGCUUGCUGCAGAAGACGCUGCUCUUAUGGAACAGCUCGCAAGCAUGCAAAACAACUGGAGGAAGCGGGCAGAUUACACGGUGUCAACCCUCUACAGGGCUAUAAACAAACUGGACAACCUGGAAAAUGACUAUAAGUCUGCAAAAGCCUCGGAGAAAGAGUUUAACACCAAGGAAAAGGAGCUGGAGCAAAGACUGAAAGAAAAGGAGGAGGAAGUCCGCUCCCUUAAAGAAGAGCUGUUCUCGUGCCAACUUGAGACAGAGAGGACCAGAAAACAGCUAACCGCAAUGUGCAACCAGGUCACAGCGAUGGAAAACUCCCUGCCGAAAACCAUCUCACAGCUCAAUGCGGCGUGGCGGAGCCAGAUGACUGCCAAGGAGAAGAAGGCAGUCGCUGAGCUUCAAGCGCUGCAGAAGAGCUGUGAUGAAAAGGUGGCGCGCAUCAUUCAGGACAAGAACCAAGUGAUCACCAGUGCCACAAAUGAAAACAUAGCACUGGCAAAGAAAAGCCUUGAGAACUUGGUUAAUGUGAAGAACCUGGAAUCUGAGCUGCACCAGAGAAAGACUGACUGGAGGUCAAAGGUCAGAACUCUAGAGGAGAAACUCCGAUGCCAGGAGGAAGAGAAGGAGGAGCUGCAGAAAUAUAAUGCAGACCUACAAGAGAAGUGGCUUGCAAAGGAGGAAACCUGGAUCCAAAAGAUCAGCAGGAUGGAGGAGGACAUCCAGCGCCUGACCCAGAAAAACACUGAGCUGGAGGAACUCACAAGCAAAACUGACAAGGAGGAUGGAGAGAUGGAAAAGGAGGAAGAGAAGGAAAACAAGGCAACAAAGAGGCUGAAGAAGGAGAGGAAGGAGCAGGAGAAGAAAGACAAGGAGGAGAAAGAGAGGAAGGAGCAGGAGAAGAAAGAAAAGGAGGAGAGAGAGAAGGAGAGGAGAGAGAUGAAAGAGAGGAAGGAGCAGGAGAAGAAAGACAAGGAGGAGAGAGAGAAGAAGGAGAGGAAAGAGAGGAAGGAGCGGGAGAAGAAAGACAAGGAGGAGAGAGAGAAGGAGAGGAGAGAGAUGAAGGAGAGGAAGGAGCAGGAGAAGAAAGAAAAGGAGGAGAGAGACAAGAAGGAGAGGAGAGAGAGGAAGGAGCAGGAAAAGAAAGACAAGGAGGAGAGAGAGAGAAGAAGGAGAGGAGAGAGAUGAAGGAGAGGAAGGAGCAGGAGAAGUAAGACAAAGAGGAGAGAAAGAGAAGGAGAGGAGAGAGAUGAAGGAGCAGGAUAAGAAAGACAAGGAGAGAGAGGAGAAGGAGAAAGAAAAGGGUUAGCUCACCCCCCCAACGCAACCCCCUUCCAAACCCCCACACCCCUUCCCUCCCCCACUCCUCUAUCCCUCAACCCUGACAACUAUCCCCUCAUCCCAACUCCCCCCACCCUCUUACACC
Messenger RNA from Seriola aureovittata, 2506 nucleotides. RefSeq names its product DNA ligase 1-like. Lineage: Eukaryota; Metazoa; Chordata; Actinopteri; Carangiformes; Carangidae. The transcript is spliced from 2 exons. The record is from RefSeq and is a predicted model, not a curated record. The coding region runs from base 1108 to 2268 and encodes 386 amino acids.